GGCGAUAGCUAGCUAGCACCGCCCGCCGCGUCCGUACACCGGAGGGAACAUGCUCUCCGCCGCCGACGCCCGCUGCCACGGCGGAGCUGCCCGACGACUACGGCUCCGGCUCCGGCUCCAGCCACGCUCCUGCCUCGCUUCCCCGCCGGCCUCCGGAGAAGGAGGCUGCCGCGAGUCCGAAAAAGCGAGACCUUUGCUCGUGGAGAGAUACCAGGAUGGGAUUUCCAAGAGGUAUGUACUGGAUGGAAACUCUAAGGUACAGGUUCAAUCGGAGAAGCAUGAAUCUCUGGUAAACAGAUUGGAAAAAGAAGAUGAUGCAAAUUCUUUGAUUCCCCGGGCUAUUAAGGACUUUGUACUUCCGGCUGGGUUUCCAGGGUCAGUUUCAGAUGAUUACAUGGAAUACAUGCUAUGGCAGUUACCAACAAAUGUAACAGGAUGGAUCUGUCACACGCUGGUUACAUCAACACUUCUGAAGGCUGUAGGUGUUGGGUCCUUUACAGGAACUUCGGCAGCUGCUUCUGCUGCUGCUAUAAGAUGGGUUUCGAAAGAUGGCAUAGGGGCUUUUGGGCGUCUUCUCAUUGGUGGAGGAUUUGGCACUCUUUUUGAUGACGACCCAAAGAAGUGGCGGAUGUAUGCCGAUUUCAUUGGAAGUGCUGGAAGCAUCUUUGAGCUCAUCACUCCUCUCUAUCCUGGAUAUUUCCUCCCACUUGCAUCAUUGGGGAAUCUGGCAAAGGCUGUAGGAAGAGGAUUUAGAGAUCCAUCUUUCCGUGUUAUCCAAAAUCACUUUGCGAAAUCUGGAAACUUAGGGGAGGUUGCUGCAAAGGAGGAAGUAUGGGAAGUAGGAGCUCAAUUGUUAGGCCUUUCUAUUGGUAUACUUAUUAUGGAUACAGCAGGUAUAAAGUCAUCGUACUCAACACUUGCUUCGACAUGGCUUAGUAUCCGUCUUCUACAUCUUUGGUUCCGCUAUCAGUCCCUAUCAGUUCUCAAGUUCCGCACAGUAAACCUGAAACGUGCUCGGAUUCUUGUGAGAUCACAUGUUGCACAUCACAUGGUUCCUGAUUAUAAGACUUGCAAUGAGGAGGAGAAUAUUUUAACAUGGGAAAGAUUCUUGCAUCCACAAAUUUCUUUUGGUGUUCCCAUGGAGAGAAUGCUUUGUGGAGAGGAACCCAGUGACAUGGUGGAUAGAAUACUAAAGCUGUACAGGAAUGAGAAAUACGUCCUCUUUGUCAAGCCGUUUGGAUCAAGCGGAACAGCAUGUUUUGUUACAUUCAAGGAGGCUGCAACCAGCAUGUCAGUCCUCAGGAGCAUAUGGCAAGCGCAUUGGCUUCACAAAAAUCAGCUAAGACAGGAUGAUGUUUUUUCUUGGCUAGAGGAUAGCGUUCUUGCGUUGGAAAAAGGAUUUACCGACUUCCUGAAACAAAUGGAAAUAGCUGGCUGGGAUCAGAAUCAGGUCAUUUUGAAGGUGCCAAAAGAACCUGUCCUGGUGAUGGAAUACCCUGAUCAAGAAGUGUAAUAUAGUAAGAUGACAAUUCCAACUAACUAAUCCAUUAUAGCAAUUUUGAUGUGCAGCCGGUUCUGACUUAAUAGUACAAUCCUGUAGUUUGCUUCCACUCCUAAUGCUGAGUGAUGAAUCAACGUUAACCGAACAGUAAAUAGAAGCCAAAACCUCUGAGGCUAACUGUCUGCACUGGAAGCAAAUAUUGCCUGGCAUAUGGCCAGGUUUUCAUUGUGACAUAAACAGAUAUAUCACUGUUAAUGAUUAAAUGCAUCAGCUUGUUCUGCUGCUGCUACUGCUACU
This is a messenger RNA of Oryza brachyantha (malo sina), 1798 nucleotides long. Its product is annotated as protein root UVB sensitive 5. NCBI's taxonomy places the organism in Eukaryota, Viridiplantae, Streptophyta, Magnoliopsida, Poales, Poaceae. The transcript has 15 exons. The record is from RefSeq and is a predicted model, not a curated record. Bases 50 to 1513 code for a protein of 487 amino acids.